Lates calcarifer (barramundi perch) is the source of this 7079-nucleotide messenger RNA. RefSeq names its product neuroblast differentiation-associated protein AHNAK. NCBI's taxonomy places the organism in Eukaryota, Metazoa, Chordata, Actinopteri, Centropomidae. Gene Ontology annotation, biological process: regulation of RNA splicing. The record is from RefSeq and is a predicted model, not a curated record. Gene Ontology annotation, cellular component: cytoplasm; nucleus.
UGUCUGCUCCAGGUGAAGUAUUGGUCCACCUGACCGGCGCUCCUCUCCUCAGUCACAACCUGCAGAACAAACAGGCAUGGACUGAUAACUCACUGCGGUGAAAACAACAGAGACUGAAACGCCUGCCUGAUGGAUCCUGAGGUUUAGUCAAAGGGAAUUUCUCACUGCCACUGUGACAGAAACACAAGGAUCAUGCCGGCUCACCGCAGGGGAAGGAGCCUCUCUGAGGCCCUCACCCUGGAACAAUCAGACGAGGGAGGGCUGGUCAUUUCCAGCAUCAAGAAUGCCUCAGCCAAUCAGGGUCUGAAGGAAGGGGAUGAACUUUUGGGGGCAACAAUCAAUUUCGAUAAACUUUCAAAAGAGGAGGUGUUAAAAGUACUAAAGCUGAUGGAGCCGUUUGAUGACAAGGUCCAGGUCCUCACCAGGAGCAACCUGAGCUAAGAGUGUCGGAAACCUGGACCAGUGCGCCAAGAGUCCUGAGAUGAUGCUGCAGGAUUCCUACAGCAAACUCUACAAUGCCAGAAUCAAGAGAUUUAUGAGGGGUGAUGUGCCUGGUGCUGAGGAGGGCUAUGAGAACGGCGAGCCAACGGUAGCAGGCUCAUCCAAGGUCAGCCUAAAACAUGACAUGGGGUUGCCUCGCCUCGGAGUUGACUUUGGACUUCUGAAAACCAAGAGUCUGAGCAGAGAUCUUAAUGCUGAUUCAGAAUCCGAGGAUGUACCAUUUUCAGCUGGAGACGGCAGCAAUCUGAACCUUCCACCAUUGGGUCUAGGCUUGGGUGGGGCAGCUCUAAGCGGAGCUCAGGUACCAAGACUGAAAGUUGAUGCUAGAAAUACACAGCUUGAUUCUCCAGACUUCAGACUGUCCGGAACACAACCAGAAGGUCCAAAUGCAAAUGCUACAGCUGGUAUACAAGCACCAAACACUGACUUGACAAUGCCAAAUCUUGAAAGACCUCAUAUUGGACUGGAAGGCAAAGCUCCAGAAAUAGGAGGCUCAGAUGUUAGCACCCCUGAAAUGGGGAUAAACCUUAAUGGGGGAAAUAUCUCUGGUCCAUCCUUUAACACUGGUGUUCCCAAAGUGGGCAUUGAAGGAACAAACAGAGACUUCAAAAUGCCAAAAUUCAAAGUGCCUGACCUAGGUCUGUCUGGACCUUCUUUUAGUGGUCCAGAAGGUGAGAUCGAGACACCAGAUGUAAGAAUCCCAGAUGUCAAUCUCAAGUAUUCCAAGAAACUGAAAAAGCCAGAUCUAAAUGUGGACAAUCUUUCUGGUUACGUAGAAUCACCCAAGCUUAGGCUGUCUGGGAGAUCCCCUGACUUAGACCUAGAAAUGCCAGGUGUGAAUGCAUCACAACUUGAUCUAAAUGGACCACAUAUUGACAUGCCUUCAGGUGGAGUCAAAAUGUCACUUAACAAACCAAAGAUUGACUUUAAAUCUCCAGAUUUAGAUGUGGAUGCUCCAAAAGGUAAACUCACUAUGCCCAAAUUUGGGUUCUCAGGGAAACAUGACGCAGAUAUCAAAACACCUGACCUAAGUCUCAAAACACCAAAGAUAAAAGGUGGGAUUCAUGCAUCCGAUACAAGUCUACCCAAAGUGGACCUAAAAGGACCAAAUUUAGCCAUAGGGACUCCAUCAGCUAACAUUAAAGGGCCAUCUGGAAAGUACACGCCUCCUAAGUUUACAAUGCCCAAAUUUGAUUUACCAAACAUUAAAGUUCCAGAUUUUAAUGAAGACUUUCAGGGGCCAGAUGUACAGUUGGCUGCACCAGGUCUCAGAGCUGGAAUUGGAGACCCAAAUAUUGACUUAAAUGUACCUUCCGCUGACUGGGACAUUACAAGCCCAUCUGGAAAACUCAAAAUGCCAGGCUUUGGGCUGUCUGGGCCUAAAGUUAAAGGCCCUGAAUAUGAGUUAAAAACUCCAGACAUGGAUGUAUCUGUUCCCAAGUUUAAAGGGGGCAUCAGUUUGCCUAACGUUGAUCUCAAAGACCCAAAGCUAGACCUCAGUACCCCUGAUGUGGAUGUUGAUAUGCCUUCUGGUAAAUUUGACAUUGAUGCUCCCUCUGGCAAGCUUAAAAUGCCAAAAUUUAAGCUCUUUGGCACAUUGCCAAAGAAUAAAGAUGUGGAUAUCAAUGCAGGGAUGAAAACACCUGAAUUAUCUCUGAAAUCCCCAAAAAUAAAAGGUAUAGAUGCUCCUGAUGUAAGUGUACCAAACAUGGAUCUCAAAGCACCAAAUUUAGACCUCCAUGCCCCAGAUGUAAACAUUGGAUCACCAAAGGGGAAACUCACGAUGCCAAAGCUAAAAAUGCCCAACUUAGACCUGUCAGGUCCAAAGGGUGCAAACAUUAACGUAGAUGCAUCUUUAAACAGACCAGACCUGCCAUCAGGUGGGUUUGAUGUAGAUUUGUCUAAGCCAGAAUUUGACAUUGAUGCACCUUCACUUGAUCUGAAAGGCCCAAGAUCAAAACUGAAAAUGCCUGAUGCCGAUAUUGGAAGUCCAUCAGGAAAAUUGAAGAUGCCAGGUUUUACAAUGCCAGAUUUUGAUUUGUCAGGGCCAAAGAUGAAAGGGCUUGAUGGUGAGCUAAAGACUCCAGAUUUUGAUGUGAAUGCCCCUGAUAUGCAUGUUAAUGCUCCCUCAGGCAAAUUGAAAAUGCCUAAAUUUAAUCUUUCAGGCACAUUGCCAAAAGGACCAAAUAUGGACCUAAAUGCAGAUCUAAAAUCACCGGAUUUGAGCCUCAAAGCUCCAAAGAUAAAGGGUGGAAUCGAUGGCCCUGACUUGGACUUACCAGACAUGGACCUUAAAACUCCCAAGUUAGAUGUAAACACUCCAGAUCUCAACAUUGGCUCACCCAACGCAAAAUUAAAUAUGCCCAAAUUUAAGAUGCCCAAAUUUGGUUUUCCGGGCCUAAAAGGACCUGAGUUUAAGGGCGAUUUAGAUGGCCCAGAUUUUGAUAUAAAUGCACCCAAUGUCAAUCUCAAAGGUCCUAAAGCUGAUUUAGAAAUGCCAGAUGUCGAUAUUGCUGGUCCCUCUCGAAAAUUCAAAAAGCCAAACUUCAACAUGCCUGAUUUUGGGCUGUCAGGUCCAAAGUUAGAUGGCCCAAACUUGGACCUCAAAUCACCUAACCUAGAUAUCUCUGGUCCUGACCUCAGUGGUGGUAUAAAUGCACCAGACAUAAACAUGCCAAAGGUUGAUCUCAAAAGUCCCAAACUGGACCUCAAUGCCCCAAAUGUCAACUUAGACAUGCCAUCUGGUAAACUGAAAAUGCCAGAGCUUCAUGCUCCAGACUGGGAUGUUAAGGCUCCCUCAGGCAAAUUGAAAAUGCCUAAAUUUAAUCUUUCAGGCACAUUGCCAAAAGGACCAAAUAUGGACCUAAACGCGGAUCUUAAGUCACCAGAUUUUAAUCUGAAAGGUCCAAAGAUAAAGGGUGGAGUUGAUGGCCCUGACUUGGACUUACCAGACAUGGACCUUAAAACUCCCAAGUUAGAUGUAAACACUCCAGAUCUGAACAUUGGUUCACCCAAAGCAAAAUUUAAAAUGCCCAAAUUGAAAAUGCCUAAAUUUAGCCUUCCAAGCCUAAAAGGACCUGAAAUUGAUGGAAACUUAGAUGGCCCAGAUUUUGAUAUAAAUGCACCUAAUGUCAAUCUCAAAGGUCCCAAAGCGGACUUAGAUGUUGAUAUUGCUGGUCCAUCUGGAAAAUUUAAAAAGCCAAACUUCAACAUGCCUGAUUUCGGGCUUUCUGCUCCAAAGAUAGAUGGCCCAAAUUUGGACCUCAAAUCACCUAACCUAGAUAUUUCUGGUCCUGACCUCAGUGGUGGAAUAAAUGCACCAGACAUAAACAUGCCAAAGGUUGAUCUCAGAAGCCCAAAACUGGACCUCAAUGCCCCAAAUGUCAACUUAGACAUGCCAUCUGGUAAACUGAAAAUGCCAGAGCUUCAUGCUCCAGACUGGGAUGUUAAGGCUCCCUCAGGCAAAUUGAAAAUGCCUAAAUUUAAUCUUUCAGGCACAUUGCCAAAAGGACCAAAUAUGGACCUAAACGCGGAUCUUAAGUCACCAGAUUUUAAUCUGAAAGGUCCAAAGAUAAAGGGUGGAGUUGAUGGCCCUGACUUGGACUUACCAGACAUGGACCUAAAAGCUCCAAAGUUAGAUGUAAACACUCCAGAUCUGAACAUUGGUUCACCCAAAGCAAAAUUUAAAAUGCCCAAAUUGAAAAUGCCUAAAUUUAGCCUUCCAAGCCUAAAAGGACCUGAAAUUGAUGGAAACUUAGAUGGCCCAGAUUUUGAUAUAAAUGCACCUAAUGUCAAUCUCAAAGGUCCCAAAGCGGACUUAGAUGUUGAUAUUGCUGGUCCAUCUGGAAAAUUUAAAAAGCCAAACUUCAACAUGCCUGAUUUCGGGCUUUCUGCUCCAAAGAUAGAUGGCCCAAAUUUGGACCUCAAAUCACCUAACCUAGAUAUUUCUGGUCCUGACCUCAGUGGUGGAAUAAAUGCACCAGACAUAAACAUGCCAAAGGUUGAUCUCAGAAGCCCAAAACUGGACCUCAAUGCCCCAAAUGUCAACUUAGACAUGCCAUCUGGUAAACUGAAAAUGCCAGAGCUUCAUGCUCCAGACUGGGAUGUUAAGGCUCCCUCAGGCAAAUUGAAAAUGCCUAAAUUUAAUCUUUCAGGCACAUUGCCAAAAGGACCAAAUAUGGACCUAAACGCAGAUCUUAAGUCACCAGAUUUUAAUCUGAAAGGUCCAAAGAUAAAGGGUGGAGUUGAUGGCCCUGACUUGGACUUACCAGACAUGGACCUUAAAACUCCCAAGUUAGAUGUUAACACUCCAGAUCUGAACAUUGGUUCACCCAAAGCAAAAUUUAAAAUGCCCAAAUUGAAAAUGCCUAAAUUCAGCCUCCCAAGCCUAAAAGGACCUGAAAUUGAUGGAAACUUAGAUGGCCCGGAUUUUGAUAUAAAUGCACCUAAUGUCAAUCUCAAAGGUCCCAAAGCGGACUUAGAUGUUGAUAUUGCUGGUCCAUCUGGAAAAUUCAAAAAGCCAAACUUCAACAUGCCUGAUUUCGGGCUUUCUGCUCCAAAGAUAGAUGGCCCAAACUUGGACCUCAAAUCACCUAACCUAGAUAUUUCUGGUCCUGACCUCAGUGGUGGAAUAAAUGCACCAGACAUAAACAUGCCCAAGGUUGAUCUCAAAAGCCCCAAGCUGGACCUCAAUGCCCCAAAUGUCAAUUUAGACAUGCCAUCUGGUAAACUGAAAAUGCCAGAGCUUCAUGCUCCGGACUGGGAUGUUAAAGCUCCUUCAGGCAAAUUGAAAAUGCCUAAAUUUAAUCUUUCAGGCACAUUGCCAAAAGGACCAAAUAUGGACCUAAACGCAGAUCUUAAGUCACCAGAUUUUAAUCUGAAAGGUCCAAAGAUAAAGGGUGGAAUUGAUGCCCCUGACUUGGACUUACCAAACAUGGACCUUAAAGCUCCAAAGUUAGAUGUUAACACUCCAAAUGUCAACAUUGGCUCACCCAAAGCAAAAUUUAGAAUGCCCAAAUUGAAAAUGCCUCAAGUCAAUCUACCAAGCCUAAGAGGUCCUGACAUUGAUGGCAAUUUAGAUGGCCCAGACAUUGACAUCAAUGCCCCCAACAUCAACCUCAAAGGGUCCAGACCUGGCUUUGAAGUGCCAGAUGUUGAUUUUGGCAGCCCAUCUGGAAAAAUGAAAAAGCCACAUUUGAAAAUACCUGAUGUAGGAUUCUCAGGUCCAAAGUUAGAUGGCCCAGAUUUUGACUUGAAGUCACCACAUCUUAAUGCCAAGCUACCGAAAGGGCCAAAUUUGAACAUAAACUCAAACCUAAAAACUCCAGAUUUGAGUCUCAAAGCUCCAAAGGUUAGAGGUGGAAUCAAUGCCCCAAACUUGGACUUGCCAAAUGUGGAUCUUAAAGCUCCAAAGUUAGAUCUGAACACUCCAGAUGUCGACAUUGGUUUGCCUGAUGCAAAGCUCAAAAAGCCCAAAAUCAAAAUGCCAAAAGGGCCCAACUUUGAUAUAAAUGGAGAUCUACAGGGACCUGACCUAAAUAUUCCCAAUGUGGAUAUUAAUGGCCCUAAAGGAAAAUUAAAAAUGCCAAGUUUAAACACACCAGACCUCAGUCUCUCUGGACCUAAGGCAAAAAUACCAGACAUGAAUCUCUCAGCACCCAAACUGAAAGGCCCUGGUAUAAGUGCACCAGAUGUAAAUUUGCCUGAUGCCAGUUUCAAAGGUCCCAAGCUAGACCUCAAUGCCAAACAGCCUGAUCUAGGAAUAAAUGCUAACAUGGGCCGACCUGACAUGAACUUUACUGCACCUCAAGUCAAAGGAGGAAUAAGAGGUCCAGACUUUGACAUGAAUGUCCCAUCUGGAAACAUCCAGGGUCCUCAGACUGAUCUUGAUGUUGACAGAAAAUUCAAACUCCCGUCUUUUAAGCUGCCUCAGUUUGGAAGCCCAGAUCUGAAUGGGGCAGGGUCAGAUAUUGACUUUGGUGCAUCUUUGAGACCAUCAAAUUUGGAUUUUUCUCCUCCAAAUGCAAAAAUGAAUGUAAAACCACCAGAGUUGAGGGGGAAUAUAACAGGUCCAAAGGUUAGUGCGCCGAAUAUGGACCUCAACAUGCCUAAAGUGGCAAUGCGGAGUCCGCAGAUGCAUCUCAAAUCUCCAGAUCUUAACAUUGAUGAUCCUUCACUAAAUUUCAGAGGACCUUCUUAUAAGAAUCGCAAAUCAGACAUGACAGGUAUGAACAUGAAAAUGCCUGGUCUGGACUUAGAUGGAGAUGUCACACUUCGUCACACUGAUGGAAAGUCAGAUAGGGGCAAAGUAAGGUCCAGCUACCCGGUGGUGGAUGGUGGUUUUGGCCACCAUGCUGAUUUCAACCGUUUAGAUCUCAACAUUGAUGAUUUCACAGGAAAAGAUCAUGUGCUCAGAGCCAGAGGUUCAAAACCAGGCUUCCAGGCAUCUCAUAACCAUGGACAGGUGAUAGCCCCGUCAGGUGUUAAUACUGACAUGAGGGACCCCAGACACACCAGAAGAGUCCCAGCUGGUGAUUUAUAUUCAAAGCACCUGAGAACAGUGCAGCCUGUACCUAAUC